AUGACAACCGACUUCACAGAGAAGAACCGUCAGGCAUUCGACAAGAAAGCAGCCACCUACAAGUCUGGCUUUGAAAAGGUGGUGGAAACGCUGGUCAACGUCGUUCAGGAACAGCGUAGCUGGGUUAGCGACACAUGGGUCGACACCGAGGCAGGGAAGGGAAAAGAAAUCAAGGCACUAGAGUAUGCUUGCGGUCCGGGUUAUAUAUCUUUGGCAUUGGCGCCGUUUGUAAACCGCGUCGUUGGCAUGGACAUCUCAGAUAAUAUGCUUGAAGAGUUCAAGAAGCAUGUCCGAGAAGCAGGCCGCUCGGAAACUAUGAUUGGGGUCAAGGCUGAUCUCGUUUCUGAGUCGUCACCAGCUGAAGUCUCAGGACCCGAGUACUUCAAUUUCGAUCUGGUGUUUGUCAGUAUGGCCCUUCAUCACUUCGAAUUUCCCGAGAAAGCCAUGAUCAAUCUUGGCAAGAGACUGAAGAAGGGUGGAGUGAUGAUGAUUAUCGAUAUGAUUCCCGAAGAUCAUCAUGGUCAUGAGCAUGAACACGCCCGACACCAAAUGGGCGAUAUGGUCGACACAAUCUCGAAGCAUGGGUUCAGCCUGGAGGAGAUGCGGACGAUGUACGAAAACGCUGGAGUGGGAAUUGGCUUCGAAUAUAAAGUUCUAGAGAGUCCCCUGGUGUUCACCAAAGACGGGAAGACGUUUGAGAAGACCAUUUUCAUCGCUCGAGGGCAGAAGUGA
Aspergillus mulundensis is the source of this 732-nucleotide messenger RNA. Its product is annotated as class I SAM-dependent methyltransferase. Lineage: Eukaryota; Fungi; Ascomycota; Eurotiomycetes; Eurotiales; Aspergillaceae. The coding region runs from base 1 to 732 and encodes 243 amino acids. The record is from RefSeq and is a predicted model, not a curated record. Gene Ontology annotation, molecular function: S-adenosylmethionine-dependent methyltransferase activity. The transcript is spliced from 3 exons.